Molecule: messenger RNA, 3013 nt
Organism: Vespa mandarinia (Asian giant hornet)
Lineage: Eukaryota; Metazoa; Arthropoda; Insecta; Hymenoptera; Vespidae
Gene: BNIP3
Product: BCL2 interacting protein 3
Biological process (GO): positive regulation of apoptotic process; mitochondrial outer membrane permeabilization
Cellular component (GO): mitochondrial outer membrane; mitochondrial envelope; nucleus
Source: RefSeq, a predicted model, not a curated record
ACGUUUCAUCAAAACAAAGGCACAGCAACUACGCGAGAGGCCCGGGCUGGCAUUUUAUCGUGAUAAUUCGUAGCGAGUACGUCACGUUUCUACGUUGUCAUACGUGUACGCGCACGAAGUAAGUCGCUCGGUUGUACACGCUUUUUCGGAUCGUUGUACUAUUCGUGAUUGUUGUUUAACGGAAGCCUAGUUUUUUUUUUUCCUUGUGCAUUAGAUAUGUCAUCCUCGAUGAAAUUUACGUUGGAUGAGCUCUUAGGAGAAUCAUGGGUGGAAGUGAAUCCGAUAUCUGCUGAAAGGCGAACACCCUUGCCAUUCAGCAGUGGUGGCGAAGAAUAUCUAAGACUUCUGAGGGAAGCACAGAGAGAUUCAACGCAAUCAUCUGCCAGGCAUUCUUUAGCAUCCUCACGUCGAGAUACUCCUAGAGACAGCCCGAAGAGUCCACCUAACAGUCCGAAUACGGAACUUUCUACUGAAGAUGAGCUCAAAGGGGUCUACAUAAAUUACAGCUGCAACAAGGAAGGCGAACUAUUAGACAAAAGUAUGGAUUGGAUUUACGAGUGGAGCUCACGCCCUGAUCAGGCACCACCGAAGGACUGGAAAUUUAAGCAUCCUCUUGGUAUAAAUAAGAAAAAAACUUACAGCAUUCGUACUGCAAAAGUUGGUAAAAAUGGAUUGUUUUCUAAAGAAGUACUUUAUACUUUAAUCCUCACGAAUGUUUUGUCCUUAUUAAUUGGAACUGGUCUUGGGGUUUGGCUUACCAGGCGAGGUCUGCUGUUGUCUCGCGUUGCCAUUGAGUGAAGAUAACAAAGUGAUCUUAAUUAGGAUUGUCGCAUUCUAGAUUUGCAAGAAAAGGGGAGGGGAAUAUAAACUGAUAAUUGGAAAGCAUGAAAGACUGAAAAGCAGAUUGGGAGGCGAUAAAGCCUAAAAAAAGAUACAGAAAAAAGCGCAUAAAUUUUUGAAGGUCAAUGUUAGCACCUUCUUCUCUAAAUCCUGCUCCUCUUCGAUUAUACGAUACUUCUUGAGUAAUUUGUAUUACUUAAUUAAUGCGCGUCAUAUGUUUAAGGAAAACAUUAAAAAAAAGAGUAAAAUAAAUUAUUAGAAAAAAAAAUAGAGAAAGGAAGAGGAAAUGAAAAAGAUUAUACUAUAUAAUGAAAAUAUUAAAAAAAUAAAAAAAAAAAUAAAAAAAAUAAAAAAAAAUAAAAAAAAAAUGAAAAAAAAUAUAUAUAAGAAAAAACAAAAAGAAGAUAAAAAAUUAUUUACAGUAGUCUAGAUUUGUGCGGGAAAAAAAUGUGUCCAUUUUAUACCAUUUCUAAUGCGUUUCUAUUUGCGAUAGUCCAUAGACAUAGCUUGAAUAAUAUUUAUCAGUAACUGAUUAUUGCCUGUUAGAUUGGAAGAAACGAGCUGGAGUGAAAGAGCAGCGUCAGUAACGAAUGAGAGAGAACGAGAGUAAGACUUAGAUUGAUUGUGUUUUAAGUAUAGAAGUGCACAGAUAAGGAAAUAAAAUGCGAGAAUUCUCAUCAUACUAUAAACAAUUACGACUUCAUUCCCUUCAUUUUGGAAUAAUCUUGACACAUUAUAUUUAUUAUUCGAACUGCACGAUAAUUUGUAUAAUAAAAAAAGAACAAAAACACAAAAAAAGUAAAAGGAAAACUAAACGGAUACACACAAUGUUAUACACAGAAAAAAUUAUUCACAAAGGAGACUUUGAUGGUCGAACGAAGACACAAAAUUUAUACUUUUUUUUUUUUAAUGCUAUUAUCAUAUCAUGUUUAAUAUACAGAGUUUACAUAAAGUUCAGUAAUAUUUUAAAUGAUAAUUAGAAUAACAACAUGGUAAUGGUAAUUACCAUUUAAAGUGUUGCCGGACUUUAUUUAAUAUAUAUAUAUAUCAGUGAAACGGCAGUAAUAAUCGAUCGUGAAAUAAUUUUCACAAAAAAAAUAUCAUAUUGAUUUUCACUUUUGGUAGUGAAAAAACGUCUGUACGGAAAAUCUCACGGCAGUCGGACGAAGGGACCAGAUAUAGAUUUUUUUUACUGCCAAAUAUUUAAAAAACUUUGUUUUAAAUUAUAUUGAUUAUAUAGGGUAAAGUUUUGUCUGUUAUAUAUCGUUCGAAUAUAAUUACAAGUCAUUUAUUCUAAAAAUACACAUAUAAUAAUCCUAAAAAAGCAAUAUAUAAUAAUUUUUAUCUCUUAAUAAUUUUUGUUAUAUAUACUCUGUUUAUACAUAUAGCUUACGUACGCAUUCUAUUUGAUUACGACUUAUAAGAUAUGCCAAAUUAUUCGGUAAUAUUAGAAAAUUAUAUAUAUGAACGCACUUUGUGUAUAUCUAAUGAUUUUUAAUCCUUUCUACAAUUUUUUUUCUUAUGGAAAAUAUACUACAGUAGACAACACAAUAUUGAUAACGAUAUUAAUAAAUCAACUAAUAUAUACAGUUGAAAACCCUCGUCCGGCCACCGUAUUAAAUUUCUUUUGAUUUGAUCUAUAAAAAAAAUAUCUUGCAAUUGAUAAAAAAUAAAAUCUUUUUAAAUUACUGUAUAUCACAUAUACUUAUAUAUAUUUGUGAUAUAUUUGUAAUAGCAUUAAUAAAAAAGAAAAGCGCAAGAAAGGUAAUGCAGACAAUAUAGUAGAUUAUUACCAAAUUGUACAAUUGUGUGAAGAGGUUCAAGAAUUUUAUAAAUUUAUGAAAAUAUAUAAAGCACAUUUUUCACGAGUAUACGUGGCACGACUUGAGAAUUACAUAAUAUAUGCUAGGCAAAUAAAAAGUAAAUAUAAUUGAGUGCCUAGCUAUAUCCAUUAUUUUUAAAUAAAAUGAUGGUCAAUGCAUAUUUUUCCUUGUACGGGUAAGUGUAAGAUGAAAACAAAAAUUGCACAUACAUACGAGUGUUUGUAAUUCUGAAUGAUUCAAUAACGCGCGCGUGUGAUAUUUCUCUUAUAGUAAUAUUAAACUGAACUUUGUAACAUUUGUAAAAAACAAAAAACAAAACAAAAGAAAGAGCUGGACUUCUAUUCAUAUGG